Molecule: messenger RNA, 3253 nt
Organism: Notechis scutatus (mainland tiger snake)
Lineage: Eukaryota; Metazoa; Chordata; Lepidosauria; Squamata; Elapidae
Product: RING finger protein B-like
Molecular function (GO): protein binding
Source: RefSeq, a predicted model, not a curated record
AUGUUUUCUGCUACCUCCAAUUUCCUGGCUUUUGAUGGGUGGAAAACUCCUCUCCGUCGUUGGAGCUGGGCUGCGGGGGGCUUGUGGCACCGAGAAGUUGCCUCGGCCCCCCAAUCUCAACGCGCCGACUUCGCCAGGGCGAACAGCAAAGUCGACUUCUACGUGGUGUGGUCUCUGCGCGAGCCGCCCCGGCAGCUGAGUAGCAAUUGUCAUCGGAAAUGUUACCAGACUCGCUUGCCGCUUCCAUUGCCAAAACAGUUUGUGAUCUUCGGGUUGGGUGACUGGAGCCACUAUUCUCAGAAAACUAGCAUUAUUGUGGAUGUGUUAAUAAAUCCGGAUAUUAAGCCUCAAAGAAUUGGCAAGCUGGGAUCUGAAACCAGAUGUUUGGUUUGGGAAGGUGACUGGAGAGUUGAUAUUCUCAUGGCUUCAUUUAAGCAGGCAGAGAAUGGCAAUCCUGUGAAACUUCUGCUGACUGUUAAGGAAGAGGAUAGAAAUCAGAGUUCCUCAAUGUGCCACAAAGAACCUGUGCUCGAAAAGAGCUACUCUCCACCAAUGGAAAAGCUACUGAUGCUACCUGCUCCUACAGAGCGGCAGGCUAAGAAGAAAACAUGUCUACCUAACCUUAUUCAGUUAAAUAAAACCAGAAGGACUCUAUUUGAAGUCUCAGCAACCCAUAGACAAGAUGAAACUGAAGAUUUGGAGGUUAAAGAGUUGCAAGCCUGUCCAAGUGCUCGAUGGUAUCAUGCUAUGUGCUUGUGUGACAGAGAUACAGCAGUUUUGAUUGGUGGUGAAGGAUCUAAUCAACAAUUCUGCAAAGAUGUUCUCUGGAAACUGGAGAUUGAUAAUGACUUUUGGUUCCCUAUGGAUUUCCCAAUGCAAAAUUCCAUACCACAGUGUUCCCGAGGUCACAGUGCCACUUAUGACCCAGAUACCAAGCGCAUCUACAUAUUUGGAGGUGUAAAAGAAGGGAGACACUACAACAGCAUCUAUGUUUUAGAUACAACAUCUUGGAAAUGGCUUCAUGUUUUUGCUAAAGGGAAAGUACCCACUCUGGCCUUUCACAGUGCAACUGUCUAUCGUAAGGAAUUAUUUGUCUUUGGAGGAGCUUUCCCUAAAAUGUUGUCCUUGGAGAUGGGCGCCUGCAGUAAUGCACUUUUUAUUUUCAACCCUGACUAUGAGAUUUGGUACCAACCUAUUGUGGAGGGGGAGAAGCCUCUGCCAAGGCUUGGUCACUCAGCUACUUUGUUGAAGAACAAAUUAGUCAUAUUUGGAGGCCAGAGGACUUCUACAUACCUGAAUGACACACACAUCCUUGAUCUAGGUUUUAUGGAGUAUAAAACAGUUCCAUCUUUCUCUGGACAGCCUUCUGCUCGCAGUUUCCAUGCUGCUAUCCAAAUCUCUGAUCAAAAAAUGUUGAUAAGUGGAGGCUGUAAUGCCAGAGCAGCCUUUCAGGAUGCAUUUAUCUUCCAUUUAGAUACCUUGACUUGGAGUGCAAUUAAGCAUAGUGCUCUUUGUGCUGUGCCCAGGGCAGGCCACACACUGCUCAAUUUAACUUGCACUAACCUGUCACACACGGAUAAGCAGAAACAGAGCAAAAACAACUUGUGCACAGUGCUUGUCUUUGGAGGUUCAGACCGUGCCGGCAAGUUCUACAACAGUACAAAUAAAUUCCAGCUUGAUUUUCAAAGCUAAAUACCAGUAAGUGCCUGCGAAGAGCCCAGCUGAAUUGUUUUGACUCCAUGGCAAGAUCAAGACACGGAACAACAGAAACAACUGGACAUCAGAAGAAUCAAAAUGAAUUGAUAACUAUGUCAAAAAGAGCAGGGCUGUUGAGGCUAUACCAGACAUUGCUUUAAGGUUUGAUUUCUUAGAUCAAAUUGGCAACUUUAAAGAUAUGUGGACUGAGAGCUAAACUUCUGGGAGCUGAAGUUCACACACAUUAAAGUAAGCCAGUCUGAGAAACACGGUCUUAGACCUUAGUCUAGAUUUAAAGUGUGUCACAAAGAUGUCAGCCCAUCUUUAUUCUUAACAUGGAUAGGUAUGAGGCAGGUGCACAGCUUCUCACUUUGCGGUCAUUAUCUCAGCUAUUUCUGUUUUUAACCCUGGCAAAGGAGAGGGAGCACCACCAAAAUAGGUAUUUUGGAGAUGGCUCAGUGCUUCCAUGGAAUGAUUGAUCAAUGACAUCUUAAUAUUGUUCUGAAAUACGUUGGUUUGGAUUUCCCAAUGUGUUUAUACAUAUGGUUUAUUCUUGUUCUCUCCUUCCUCUAACCCAUUUUAUUUAUUUUUUCUUCAUGCCUCAGAUAAAAGUUGUUUACAUUUUGCCAAAACUAAUAAAGCAAGCAUAAGAAUUUGAACUUGAACAUAUAGAUUUUGGCCGUUGAUAUGAAGAAAAAUCUUACGUUUAAAACAAUCCUUUUGAAGUUUUUAUAUGCCUUUUGCAGACCAUAGAAUUUUGUUUGAGGAGCAUAGCGCUAAUUAACUCUUUAGAAAUCGGUGUCCUUUUUUCUGGGAAAUCUACAGUAUAAUCCCUGUGAGGAUCAGAAAAUUUCUAACUCCUGCCAAUUUAUUGCAUGAACUUCUGUUGUUAGUACAGUAUUUACGUUCUCUAACUUUCAAUAUUUUUGAAAUGCUGAUAUAUGUUGGCUAAUGAUAGACACUAUAAGGCAAGUCUGGAUAACUUAUGGCUCUAAAGCAACUCCAAAUGCAUCACCAAAUUUUGCCAAAAAGUAGCGAUACAGUUUGCUGCUGCUUAGAUAACACAUAAAAGUUGUUGUGAAAGUUCUUAAAUCAGUUCCUAGUAACACUGAAAAAGACAUAUGCAUUGAACAGUAGGCUAUUAGACUAAAAGCUGGCAAACUUUUGACGUGUGACUGUUCUUUUUCACGCCCAAUCACUAUUUGCUUCCUGGUAUCUAGACUGCUGCCUUUUCAUGUCUUUUAACUUUAUAUUAAUACCUUUGCUAUUUACACAAAGCAACACUGCCUUUUUUUGAACUUCACAAGAAAUGCCCACAAGCUCUUAUCUUUUGAUCUGCUUCACGGCUGCAUUACAAUUGACACACAUGAUCAAAAGUUUAUUUUACUUCAGCUAUGUACUCUACAAUUAGUGCCUUUUUUUACUGCCCUUCCUUUUUUUUUAAAGUCUUAGAUUUGUCAGACUCUUCCAGACAAAACCCUCAUGUUUUUCCCCCAGAAAAUCUUAAACAGGAGAGAUUUAAUUCUGGAUCAAUUUCCCCACAGUAAAACAAGCAGUU